Molecule: messenger RNA, 312 nt
Organism: Cylindrotheca closterium
Lineage: Eukaryota; Bacillariophyta; Bacillariophyceae; Bacillariales; Bacillariaceae
Source: the annotation of a GenBank genome assembly
AUGGCAGUAUCCAAAGUGCUGCGGAUACCAACCAAUGAUGAAUUUGGAUUGACAGAAGCAUUCUGGGAGUUGACAGGAGUUCACAAUGAAAUGUCAGAAGUUCUUGCUUCUCACAGCUUUUUGGGUGCCCAUCAAGAAGCUGAUAGCAAGACCGCCACGAAUAACUUUACAGAGCAAGUCUUGCAACUCCGCCCAAAACUUAAGACAAAAAAAGCAGAAAUGCAAGGCAUUGUAAGGAAAACAGAUGAAGUGAAUGGCUAUUUGGAUGACAUCGUUAGAGUACCACCAUCAGAUGGAGAGAAAGAGAAGUAA